AUGUCAGAUCUUUUCUGUGUUAAAUUAGAAGGAACAGUUCUUCUCAAAGUAAUUCAGCACUGUCAAGAUACAGAUGCUACAGCUAUUGGCCAACUUAUAGGUCUCGAGUCAUCUAACUCACUCGAAGUCACAAAUUGUUUCCCUCUCCCUUCAAACUCCUCUAUCGGCCCUCAAGAAUUGGAAGAUUAUAGCAGAAUAAUGUGUAAACAGCUAAAAGACCUAUAUUUUGAAAAUUCCGUAAUCGGCUGGUAUCAGCGUUCAGAUGAAGGAGAAUUUUUAGACAUAAGUUCCAUUGAGUACCAGUACAACAUGCAGAUUGAAAUCCCUAAUGCUGUUAUGGUCGUCUAUGACCCAGUUUUGCUUGUUUCUGGUGGGUUUCCAUUAAAAGCAUAUAGACUCACUCAAGAAUUCCUUGAUUUUUUCAGUGAUGAAGAAUUCACUACACAAAGAGCAGCUUCAUUAGGAGUCAACUCAAAAACAGUUUUCACUGAAAUUCCUUUAAGAAUAGAAAACAGCAUGGUAACUAAUGCCUUUUUAGCACAAUACGCCCCAGAUCCUUAUGAGGUCACAGAUAAAGACUGCUUUGAGCCUUUUAUUAAGAAGCAUUUGGAAGCGAUAGAGCAAGGGCUUGAUGAGCUGUUAGAAAGGCAGCAAAAGCUGUAUGGGUAUACAAAGGCGGUACAAAAACAAAAACAACAGCAAAAAUUUCAUGAGGCUCAGAGAGAGGCGGAAAAUAAAAAAAGAGAAGAGAGAGGAGAGCCUUUGUUAGAUUUGACAGAAGGGACAGGAUCACUUUAUAGACCUAUACAGCCACCAAGUAGACUUGAAAGUUUACUUGUCUCACAGCAGCUAAAUACAUUGGGAGAAGAGUUAGGAGAAUUUUGUGGGGAAUCACAAGCGAAAGUUGAUCUUUUUAUUUCUUUAGGCCAGAAAUAA
This is a messenger RNA of Blepharisma stoltei, 936 nucleotides long. The record is from the annotation of a GenBank genome assembly. Lineage: Eukaryota; Ciliophora; Heterotrichea; Heterotrichida; Blepharismidae.